Molecule: messenger RNA, 2544 nt
Organism: Ogataea angusta
Lineage: Eukaryota; Fungi; Ascomycota; Pichiomycetes; Pichiales; Pichiaceae
Exons: 1
Coding region: 1-2544 (847 amino acids)
Cellular component (GO): cytoplasm
Molecular function (GO): oxidoreductase activity
Source: RefSeq, a predicted model, not a curated record
AUGACCUCCCGUUACAACGUGCUGUCAAUAGGGGCUCAUCCCAACCUUGCCUUUUAUAACUGGCGGUUGUUCAGCUCCAAAACUUGUGAUCUCACGGUGGUCAGUCCGUCCGCGAAAUCCAAUAGCACGUUCCAAUGGAGUUCCUUGCAAUUUGGCAAUUCCAGGUACUCGCUGUCAACGGUAUACGAGUCUCUCGAUCUGUACUUAUCCAGCACAGACUUAUCCAGAACCAAGAUCGACUACAUAUUCGUGUCCGCCACGUCGUUGCAGGAUCUGGCCUUGGUGUUUGGCAAGCUGGCCAAAGUGGUUGUGGCACAGCUCUCCAUCGGCUCGGUUCCUGCAAUUAUUGUCGAGUCCACCAACUUUGUCAAUUUGGAGCCAUUUGUCAAGCUGUCAAUGCAGCUCGACGCCGACGUCCCAGUGCUGUCCAUCAUGUCCGACUACGAUAUCCGUCUCGUGGGAAACAAUAACUACCACGUCUACAAAAGCAAAAAGGAGAGUGACUUGCUGUACGUCGGCCGUAGUGGUACCGAGAAUGAAUACACGAAAACCGACAUCAAACUUAUCAACGAGAUAUCGGACCUUUUCGAGAGCGCCGGAAUUGAUGUCUACAAGCUCAGCACCCCGGUGGAGUUCCUGUCGUACCAAUGGAAAUUCGCACUUCCUAAAAUAACUAUUGAGCCGUUGUCCAUAUUAUUUGAAAAACCUUUUCCUGAUCAGCUUCAAGAACAAAUUUUGGCAAAGCCGUUGAUCUCGGGGCUGAUCAAGGAGAUCAUCAGUGUCAUCAAAACCAUGGGAUGCAAGCUGUUCAAAAGCUAUGACAGCGAAUCCUCCAUGCUCCAGAGAUUGAGCCAAUUAUACCCGGUCGUUGACCUAAGCCCCGAUUAUUCAGAAGCCCCAAAACUGUUUUACGAUUUCUACAACCAGAAUGAGGUCUACCUCGACCUUCUUCUGUUACAGCCUAUUCUGAUUGCGGAUGACUUCCAUAUCAAGACCCCAUACUUGGAAUUCUUGUACGCCAUGAUGACCCAAGCAUGCAACAGCAAUGUUUCGACCUUGGAGAAUCCAACAUCGAUAUUCUGGUUGCGCAAAAACACUGAAAAUAUCAGACACCUGAAACUGCAACAGGAUGAGCUCUCAGUGAAAAACGCCUUGAAGGAGAAAGAGAUUGCGGAAUCGAAAAAUAGACUAGCCCAACCCGCAAUCCUGCCUCCUACUCUCCAUCCAUCUCCCCCAGCCUCUCAGUCAGAGAACACUGCAUUCAACUUUGAAAACAAGGAGUACAACCAGCCUAAUAACCAGAGAUCAUACCCUACUAAUCCACAACCUGUUGUGGCAGCAAACGGCCAAUAUGUGAACGGAGCCGUUGUUCCGGACCAGAACAUGGAAACUGACCUUGAGGAACUCUCCGAAAUGGCCCGUGCGUAUGUGAUUUCCGACCAGACGCAAAACGCCCAAGCACCAACUGGCAACUAUCAGCCAAAACCUAUUCCGAACAUUUUUGCUCAACAGCGGGAAGCUCAGCAAGUCCAGGCUCAACCGCAGCCACAGGCUCAGCCUGCGCAGCAAUACCAACAGUAUUUCCCGCCACAGCAGCAGUAUCAACAGCACCAUCCACAGCAGUAUCCACAGCAGCAAAAUCCAGCCCAGCCCGUUCAGCAAAUUCCCGCUUCUCAAGUGCAACAACAAUACUCUGCUCCACCCACAGGUGCCGAGUACUACAAUGGGUCGUCUUCUCCAUCUUACGCCCCCCAACAGGGACUACCUCAUGGGCUCCCUCCUCAAGGAUUGCCUAACCAGCAGCAAAUUCUUGCGCAAAAGGCACCUCCUGCGCCCGUCAGAAGACAAUCUGUACCAUUGUCUUACACACAGGACAAUUUAUCGAUGAUAUCUGGAAUGAACGGCCACCAAUCUGCGUACGAGGGACAGGAUUACUACGGGCAAAUGGCCAGACAGCAUAGCAGACAAUUCAAGCCUACAUCCAGAAAGAACCGCAAGUCCACAAAUUUACUCAAUGGUGUUGCACUCGGAAACGACACCAGAGGUAUGCCAUCAAGACAGUCUAUGAUGCUCGGGCCUCCUCAAAGCUCCGGCAUGAACAACAUGCAGCAGCCAUACCCUAUGAGACAAAGUUCCUCGGGCACUUUGAACCAGAUGACGAGGAGAAGCCAGACAUCUAAUGGAUUAGGCAUCAAUGGGGCAUACAAGCAACCAAAACCACAGCAGCAACAGACUGCUCCUCCUCAAAAACAGCCUCAGCCAUCAGCUCCUCAGCAGCUCGCACAAGGCACAGCAGCAUACCCAUCUACUGCAGUUCCUACAAAGCCUGCUGUCCAGACCGGUUCUGGCUCUGGUUCCGCCUCUAUCUCUGGUUCCGGCUCUGAUUCUAGUCUGCCUGCUCCAUCUCAGGCAAACAACCUACGUCCGGUCCCAGAAGCGACGCCUGCUCCAAACACACCAGCAUAUAUUCCUCCGACUACGUCGGAAUCAAAAGUUCCCGAGAAAAAGAAGAAGAAGAGAGGUUUCUUCGGCAGGAAGAAGUGA